Messenger RNA from Lepisosteus oculatus (spotted gar), 5041 nucleotides. RefSeq names its product gamma-secretase subunit APH-1A. Gene Ontology annotation, molecular function: protein-macromolecule adaptor activity. Gene Ontology annotation, cellular component: membrane; gamma-secretase complex; endoplasmic reticulum. The record is from RefSeq and is a predicted model, not a curated record. Lineage: Eukaryota; Metazoa; Chordata; Actinopteri; Semionotiformes; Lepisosteidae. Gene Ontology annotation, biological process: protein processing; Notch signaling pathway; Notch receptor processing.
AUGAGGUAGCAACAGUGACAAACCCGGAAGGGAAAGGAAAAUAACUUGAAACAAACAAAAUCCCUAGCGUGAGUGGCUCUGCAACAAAAGGAGAAGCAGAAACGAGUAAAUUAUGAGCAAAGCACAAGAAACCAAAAAGCAGAUGCGAAUGAGCUGUGGACAGCGAGCGGAUUGUUAAGAGAUUCGCGAAGGUCCAUUGUUCCUGCAGUCUUCACAGUAACAGGUUGUGCGGGGAUAACUGAGGGAUAUGAACUGGAACUAGCGUAUAUACAGAGAUUUCUUCAACUCAUACACUUAAUUUUGCAUUUAUGCCUCCACCGAGACCUUUUAAUGCUCUAAAUAACGAAGACGGAUAAAAAAAACGUUUACCACUUUUUAAACGCUAAAAUUACUUAUGCGUUUUAACAUGCGAUUAAGUACUCUUUUGAUUUGAUUUUUCUUUUUAGAUUUCACAAAGUCUGUAAAUGGUAGUUAGAUAGCAAUGACUGUUGCUGUGUUUUUCGGGUGUACAUUUAUCGCCUUUGGGCCAGCCUUCGCCCUUUUUAUUUUCACUAUCGCCAGGGACCCUCUCCGAGUUAUCAUUCUGAUUGCAGGAGCUUUCUUCUGGCUGCUGUCCCUGCUGCUUUCUUCACUGGUGUGGUUUAUUGCCAUGAAAGCCACUGGUGGCCAGGACUACCAGUUGCAGAGGGGGCUCCUCAUUUUUGGGGUGAUGUUUUCUGUGAUCCUGCAGGAGGUGUUUCGAUUUGCCUACUACAAGCUGCUGAGAAAAGCCAAUGAAGGACUGGCAGCACUCAGUGAAGAUGAGCACUCACCUAUAUCAGUCCAGCAAAUGGCUUAUGUGGCUGGGCUGGGGUUCGGGAUCAUGAGUGGAGCCUUCUCCAUGAUCAAUAUCCUGUCGGACUCUCUAGGGCCGGGGACUGUGGGGAUACAUGGGGACUCCCAAUACUACUUCAUCACUUCAGCCUUCAUGACGCUGGCGGUGACCUUGUUGCACACUUUCUGGGGCGUGCUGUUCUUUGACGGCUGCGAGAGGAGAAGGUGGUGGGUCAUCGCCCUGGUGGUGGCGCUGCACCUGCUAGUGUCAGGACUGACAUUCCUGAAUCCAUUUUAUGAGGGGAGUCUACCGCCUGCAUAUAUAAUCAUGGUAGUAAUGGGUAUAUGGGCUUUCUUCUCAUCCGGAGGAUCUCUUCAGAACAUACUGCACGUCUUGUCGUGUAGGAAAAAUGGCGUGGAUUCACAAGUAACUUCUUAAGUCAAACACAUUGUCAUUUCUGGCCAAGUGAUCGUAACGAGACUUCCAGGUUUUGUCAGAAUACUUUGGAAGAAUAAAUUAUACGGGAGGCUCCAGCAGUUUAUGGGCAGCAAUAUGGGCACAAUAUUCCAUUGUCCCUCACAAACCUGUCUGAAGAAUUAUUCUACAGGGAACUGAGUAAUACUGUAACAUAUGUAAAUGGACUAAGUAGUUUUUUAGGUCUCUGUUGACCAGUAAGUGUAACUAAGAACUUGUGCAGUGUAAACGUGAGGUUCAAAAACACAAGGGAUCAGUUUUUUAACCAUUUUGAUUCAUAUUCUCUGUUUUUUGUUUCUUGAUUUUUGUUUCUGGAAUAGGUCUGUGCAACAUGUACUAAAAUAUAAAAGCCAAGCCCUAAUAUCUUUAUUCUGAGAACAGAUUUUAUUAAAAUUUUAGUUGUUAAAAAUGUUAUACAGCGGCAUAAUUGCUUCAUUGUAAUUUUUCUAAUUAGUAUUAACUAGUAUGAUUUCAGUUUAAGCAAAAAAUGUUCCCGUAGAGGAGCUAGGUUGCAUACUGCCAGUGAUAACUUCCUAAUACUGCUGUUCUGUUUUUAAAGGCCUAAUUUCAAAUCUUGCUGCUGUCACUGGUAUGCUCCAUUUAGUGUUUUUGAAGAUCUGUAUUUAGUAGUUUUUCUGGACUCUUGGGUUAUGCAAAGCAGCCCCUGAAUUUUGAAUCAUGAUUCUUUUGAUAAAGUUUAACGUCUCCCCUAAAGAGUAGGACAUAUUGUCAGCUAUGCUUCCCUUUUACAUACGUGACAUUAGAUUCUGGCUACUGGAACAAUUAUGUUGAGGUACAUCACUCAAGAGUGCAAUAGUGUCUCACCUAGGGGCUGAACCUACAACCGUCCAAAGCCCUAUUCACUACUCCACACUGCUGCAGUUCUGUUUUAUAUAGAUAUAACUUUCUUUACCUCCCACAUGAGUCGCGAAAGAGGGUUAGAUGCAGUGUUACAUUAUCUGUAAUAUUUCUGCCAGCCAUGCAAAUUCAACAAGUUUCAUCAAGGUUAAUGAAAGAUAAAGCUUUACAAAACACUCUUUGUAUCUUUGGGAUAGGAAUAAGAACCUAUCAGAAAAAUGCACUGCCACCCUGAAAGCCUUUUUUUUCCCCCAAGACAACGUAUUUGAAAAUGUAGUAGUUUUGGCAGGCUUCUGCUUAAAUACUGUACAUUACCUUUAAUUGUCAUUCAACUAGUUAACUUAUUCUGGUGCAAUGAUAAAAAGGUUGCUCAGAUUACUUAUUUCUUUGCACAUUGUAAUUUAUAGUGCCGUGUUAUCAGAAAUGCAUCAGAGUGGAUAAUUAUGAAUCCUAUAGACUUUACUUGAUACUUGUAAUUGUCUCCAUAUGUUUAAUGUCAUUUGCCAAGAUCAUUAAUUUGGGUUUUUGAAGACUCACGUUUAUACCUACUUUUGUUUUUUUAUUACAGUAUUUUUGUCUCACACUAUUUUUUCAAAACCAGAUUUUCAAAAUGGGCUUAAAAGAGUUUUGUUUUUUUAGGGUGAUUUUGUUUGUUUAUGGUGAUGAAAGUAGUUUCUGAAAAUACAAUAGGAAAUGUUGAUGGAUACACAUCCUUAACCCCAAAUGUAUGAUCUUUGUAUUAUCUGCAGACUUUAUAGUUACAAGGCUGCUUUGAUUUUACUUCUGCUCUUUAUAAUUAGUUUUUGUUGUUAAAAUCUUUAAGGAAGUCCAAAGGAAUGUUCAAAUAAAUACUGCUCCUUUCAGUCCAUACAUAUGGCAAAAAACAUGCAUGAAACCCCCCAAACAUCACUAGAAAACCUUUGGCAAUCAGUUAGGAACAUUUGUACUCUUAAGAUGCUAAUAAAUAAAACAAUUGUGUUUUGAAUUAUUUUUUUUAAUGGAAGUAUUAAAACUUUGAUCUUAAGGAUAACCACGAGGUGGCGCUGUUUGUUGACUAUUGGAAAUCUGAGCUCUGAAGGACAUCCAAGCCUUAGACAGAUGCUACCUUUGCCUUGAAAUCAAGAAUAUUUCAAGUUUUUUUGUGGUAAAGAAUGAAUAAUCAUUUUGAGAAACAGUAAAGAAUGUCCCCAACAACAUCACCACGUGUCUUGGCUACAGAUUUUUUUUUUAAUAUUCAAAUUAUAUAAGUCAUGCACAUUUAAAAUCAUAACAAAAUUACAUUAGUGGUUAAGAUUGGUAUUUCAUUUUCUGUUGUCAAAAACCUAAUUUUUGUACAAGCAGGUUUGUUAGAGAAAUAAACAUUUCAAUCAUGUAGAAGUUUUGGUGGAACCACUGCAGUUUUGGGAGAACUUAUAAAAAAUGAACACCAAAGAAGCUUCUUUUGCUACAGUAUAUAUGGUUGCCAGUAGUAGCAAAGCUCCUUUUGUAAUACACUGAAAAGCAGCCAAAGACAAAAAAUAGUGCUGACAGUGUGUCAGCUCAAUACAUUUCAGAAAAUAGCUCCCUGUUGUAAUUCUCAAAAGUGGCUUCUCUUGAGAGCAGAUUUGAAAGUUGAGUGUUUUGUGAUUAUGUAUAAAGUGUGUCAAGGCAGCUGACACCGGAAAGGGGUACGGUUGAUGUCCAGCAAAGCAAUACAAUAAAGAUUACAGUGUUAUUUUAGGGGCAGGUAAGAUGACAUCGGCUGCCUGCACGUGUAAUAUUGUUUGAAGGGACAAAGCUCCCUCUUCACUGUAGCUGGAAGCCUGGCUCUGCAGAAAGUUGUUUAAGGUAAAGAUGUGAAAGCAGCUGUGGAAAUAAGUGUCUAUUCAGGCUGGUUUCUGGUUUGGUUGGACAAACCCUUUGAUUUAAUUGUGGUUGUGUGAGCUUUUAUUAAGCUAUGUGAGUCUUUGAGUCAAAGUUUUUUUAAUAAUUCUUUGAACAAUACAAAUUCUCAGGUCGGUUCUUUAAACAGAUAUACAGGCUCAGAGGUAACCUGACUUUAAGCUUGUACAGAGAAAAAGUUGGUUCUGCUUUUCUACUACUUUUAGACCUUUUUACAUAAUGUACGCAGUAUUAGCAGGAACAUCUGCAAUGUUAUCUCUCUGGUUAUGGUUGUAUUAUUUGCAACCUUUUCUUUCCUGAUAAUAGGCAGAUUAACUAUUAUUAUAGUUUUAAAAUUAAAAAAAUCUUCCAGAUAAUUUUACCCCCACCUUCCCGUCUCCUUAGUAUUCAUAAUACUUGUGUUUGUCCAGUUUCUAACACACUGCUCUUCAGUGUUUCUUUAGUCCACGUAAUUUGAUCCGUUGAUUCAUUUGAAUUGUAAACCUUCAGAGUCCAGAGAGAAUAAGAGGAGGGAUAUUCUGCACUAGUUUUCUCUGAAAUGGCUAAUAAAUUAAGCUUACAGCAUUGCAGAACAGUUUCAACACCUAACUGCACCAUAUACAGUAUAAAGACGAUGAAAUUAAAUUGGCUCCAAGCUAACAAUUUAACGGGUGCACUCUUAACAAUGGAACAGGGAAACACAGGAGUGUACUACAUAUGGAUUAUGUAUGCAAGAUUAUUUUUGUAAGUAGCAGAAAUAUCCCAGAAAUACUUUCUUCUGCUGUUUUCUUGUUUUGGCUUCUCAGUAGUUUAUAGCAUUAGUUUUAAUUUGGUGCUUUAAUUUCAAAUGCAUUUUUUUAAGAAUUGUUAAUUAAAAUUAGUAAGGUUAAAAAGUUUAUACACAAGAGCCCAAGUUGAAUAAUACCACUGCAUUUAACUGUAUAAAAUGUGCCAAAAAUAUGGGAUUAAAGGUCCAGGUCACAGAAACAAGUAAUCUCUUGAAUUUUGUAAUAAUAAUAAACACAUUGUACAGUU